AACAUCGUACAAUCAUCGAAUAGUUUCAGUUUGAACUGGCAACGUUUGCAAGCUCGUUCAUUGAUCGAUUUUGGUGACUUUGGUUUUUUGUAUACGUAAUCCCAGUUUCCUUCGCUCAAUCUCGUGCCAUGCUGUCGUUGUAUAGAGCAAUUAUAAUAUUACUUGUAGUUGUCACGGUGCACACUUAUGCACGUCCAGAAAACCAACCGUCUUGUAGUUGCGACCAUUGCAAUAACGAAGUAAAAACUGAUGUAAAGGAGGAAAAUGAAAAUGUAUUAUCGACGACGAAAUUGUUAUAUAAAGAAGACAGCGAUGGCGAUGGCAAUCGUACUAUUUGCGCUCGAAGUCGCGAUUUCAAUGACCGUACAUUCCCAAGCGUUUGUCAUAUGUUAUGUUACAAUCGAUGUCUCGUAUUGCGACUUUCUACUGUCACAGUAAAUGACACGAAGAAAUAUGUCGUGAUCGCAUAUAGAAACAAUUACUACAAACUACGGGACGGUGAAUGUUGAAGGGUUCCAUGGAACUACGCUGUGACGUCAUGACGUUAAUUGGCAGUACCACGAGGUUAGUAAAUUCUUCGCAAUUUAGCAAGCAUCGAUAUGUAAACAAUUUUAUACUUGAAAUUACCAUAUGUAUACUUUACACAAAUAAUAAUAGAUAUAUUUGAAUGUGGAUACGUAAUAAAUUAAAAGUAAAACGACGAGACAUGUAUUGCCUAUGUUACGAGUGAUUAUCGGGAAUGUAAUAUUAUAACUCGAAUAGCAAUAUUCUUUGAUUAUUGUACAAUAAGUAACAAAAAAGUUAUACGUAUACGAGAUUAUAGCGAAUAAUAUGUUUUGGGUAAAUGAUAUUUUUAACUGGCAAUGACCAAAAUAUUUUAUCCUUUUAUUUAUUUUAUCCUUUUCUUUAAAUAUUUUGAUAUAUAGAAGUUACCUGUUACACUUAGUCAUUUUUAUCCAUAAUAUAUGAGUAUAACUGUUAUACAAGAUAGUGUUAACAUAUGCGCAUUAUACACCCAUAAAUAUAUAUUAGUAUCGACAAACAUUCUAUGUGAGCUUAAUUUUGUAUAAUACAGAUUAAAAAUUAUUCUAUGUUAAUAAACAAAUGGUACACGGUA
Bombus huntii is the source of this 1117-nucleotide messenger RNA. RefSeq lists its product as uncharacterized. The coding region runs from base 129 to 509 and encodes 126 amino acids. NCBI's taxonomy places the organism in Eukaryota, Metazoa, Arthropoda, Insecta, Hymenoptera, Apidae. The record is from RefSeq and is a predicted model, not a curated record. The transcript has 3 exons.